Messenger RNA from Saimiri boliviensis boliviensis (Bolivian squirrel monkey), 3300 nucleotides. It is a transcript of the gene CWC22, whose product is annotated as CWC22 spliceosome associated protein homolog. Gene Ontology annotation, cellular component: catalytic step 2 spliceosome. Gene Ontology annotation, molecular function: protein binding; RNA binding. Lineage: Eukaryota; Metazoa; Chordata; Mammalia; Primates; Cebidae. The record is from RefSeq and is a predicted model, not a curated record. Gene Ontology annotation, biological process: mRNA splicing, via spliceosome.
AACUUCUCUUUUUUGUCGCCAUUUUGAUAAGAUAGUGUGCCUGGAUCGACCACUUUGACUCCGGUAUUAUGAUGUGGUAUUUGAAAUAAAUUAAAAGGAUAACGUGUCAAGCCAGUUAAGCGUCAAGCUUUUACUUCACUAUCCGCAUUCUUCCUACUGUCGGUGGUCGGGAAAAGGAAGUGACGUACAUCCGGUGUAAUGGCGGCGCGGUGGAGCUCUAGGUGAUAUUUGCAGACAGAAAAAGUAAACUGUCAAAGAAUUCAGAGCAUUGAGUACUUGUUAUUUGGACCAGUUGGAGGAGUCUUUGAUUUAUUGGACCAACCUGCAACAGAAAUGAAAAGUAGUGUGGCACAGAUAAAACCUUCUGGUCAUGACAGAAGGGAAAACCUUAAUUCGUAUCAGAGGAACUCCUCCCCAGAAGACAGAUAUGCAGAACAAGAAAGAUCCCCCCGGGAUAGAGAUCACUUUGAUUACAGCAGAUCAGACUAUGAGCAUUCAAGAAGAGGACAUUCUUAUGAUAGUAGCAUGGAGUCACGAAGCAGGGACCGAGAAAAACGCAGAGAAAGAGAAAGAGAUAUGGAUCGGAAAAGGUCCCGGAAAUCCCCAUCUCCUGGGAGGAAAAACCCAGAAACAUCAAUAACUCAGAGUUCCUCUGCUCAGGAUGAACCUGCUACAAAGAAAAAGAAAGAUGAGCUGGAUCCUCUUCUUACUCGCACUGGUGGAGCAUAUAUUCCUCCUGCAAAGCUCAGGAUGAUGCAAGAGCAAAUUACAGAUAAAAACAGCUUAGCAUAUCAGAGGAUGAGUUGGGAAGCCCUAAAGAAGUCAAUUAAUGGCCUUAUCAACAAAGUCAACAUUUCCAAUAUAAGUAUUAUAAUUCAAGAGCUUCUUCAAGAAAAUAUAGUUAGAGGAAGAGGACUGCUGUCCAGGUCUGUUUUGCAAGCACAGAGUGCGUCUCCAAUCUUCACCCAUGUUUAUGCAGCAUUAGUGGCAAUUAUCAACUCAAAAUUUCCACAAAUUGGAGAAUUGAUCCUCAAGAGGUUAAUUCUUAAUUUUCGAAAAGGCUACCGAAGAAAUGAUAAGCAACUUUGUCUGACUGCUUCAAAAUUUGUGGCACAUCUUAUUAACCAAAAUGUGGCACAUGAAGUUUUGUGCUUAGAGAUGCUCACUUUGCUCCUGGAAAGACCAACAGAUGAUAGUGUUGAAGUAGCUAUUGGUUUUCUCAAGGAAUGUGGCCUCAAAUUAACACAAGUGUCACCAAGAGGAAUCAAUGCUAUAUUUGAACGCCUUCGAAACAUUCUGCAUGAGUCUGAAAUUGACAAAAGAGUUCAAUAUAUGAUUGAAGUGAUGUUUGCUGUACGGAAAGAUGGAUUCAAGGACCACCCCAUUAUCCUAGAAGGUCUUGAUUUGGUGGAAGAAGAUGAUCAGUUCACCCAUAUGCUCCCUUUGGAGGAUGACUAUAAUCCGGAAGAUGUUCUUAAUGUUUUCAAGAUGGAUCCUAAUUUUAUGGAGAAUGAAGAGAAGUACAAAGCUAUUAAGAAAGAAAUUCUUGAUGAGGGAGACAGUGACUCAAAUACAGACCAAGAUGCUGGGAGCAGUGAAGAGGAAGAGGAAGAAGAAGAGGAAGAGGGAGAAGAAGAUGAAGAAGGACAAAAAGUGACUAUUCAUGACAAAACGGAAAUUAAUCUGGUCUCAUUUCGUCGUACAAUUUAUCUUGCUAUUCAGUCAAGUUUAGAUUUUGAAGAAUGUGCUCACAAAUUGCUGAAAAUGGAGUUUCCUGAAAGCCAAACAAAAGAACUCUGCAACAUGAUACUUGAUUGCUGUGCCCAGCAGAGGACGUAUGAAAAAUUUUUUGGCUUAUUAGCUGGGCGAUUUUGCAUGCUAAAAAAAGAGUACAUGGAAUCCUUUGAGAGUAUAUUCAAAGAACAGUAUGAUACCAUCCAUCGCUUGGAAACAAACAAAUUGAGAAAUGUUGCUAAGAUGUUUGCUCACCUUUUAUACACUGAUUCACUUCCAUGGAGUGUUCUUGAAUGUAUAAAACUGAGUGAAGAAACUACUACAUCAUCCAGUAGAAUUUUUGUGAAAAUAUUUUUUCAGGAACUGUGUGAAUACAUGGGUCUUCCUAAACUUAAUGCAAGAUUAAAGGAUGAAACCCUGCAGCCAUUCUUUGAAGGUUUAUUACCCCGAGAUAAUCCAAGAAACACUCGAUUUGCCAUCAACUUCUUUACUUCUAUAGGUCUUGGAGGUUUAACGGAUGAACUACGUGAGCAUCUCAAAAAUACACCAAAGGUCAUUGUGGCACAGAAACCAGAUGUUGAGCAAAAUAAAUCCUCCCCAUCCUCUUCCUCUUCAGCGUCCUCCUCUUCAGAGUCUGACUCCUCUGACUCCGAUUCUGACAGCAGUGGUAGCAGUUCGGAAUCUUCCAGUGAAGAGAGUGAUUCUUCGUCUACCGGUAGUCAUAGCUCUGCCUCAGCUAAUGGUGUAAGAAAGAAGGGACAUGGGAAGACCAGAAGUAAAGAAAUAGAUAAAUUGAUCAGAAACCAGCAAACAAAUGAUAGGAAACACAAAGAAAGAAGACAAGAACAAAGGCACCAGGAAACAAGGACUGAGAGAGAAAGAAGAUCAGAAAAACACAAAGAUCAAAAUUCAAGAGAUUCAAAUUGGAGAGAUCCUGUAACAAAGUACACAUCAGACAAAGGUGUUCCUUCUGAACGAAAUAACUACAAUAGAGUUGUGAAUGAUAUAUACCAAGAAAUGGAUAUAGAUUUGGAAAAUAAGCAUGGUGAUCCCAAAAAGAAGAGAGGAGACAGAAGAAAUUCUUUUUCGGAAAAUGAGAAGCAUAGACACCGAAAUAAGGAUGGUGACAAUUUUAGAAGAAAAGAUCGAUCAAAGUCAAGGGAAACGAAUAGAAAACACUCUGGCUCAAGAAGUGAUGAAGAUAGAUACCAGAAUGGUGCCGAGAGGCGAUGGGAAAAAUCUAGCAGAUACUCUGAACAAUCCAGAGAAUCAAAGAAAAAUCAGGACCGGCGGAGAGAAAAGUCUCCAACAAAACAAAAAUAAUUCUACAAAAUGGCAUAAACUGGACAUGCCUUAUAUUCAGUUGAAGCAUAUUAUUUUUUACUUUGAUCAACAAACUUUAUAGAGAAUUCUUGUAUAAAGUAAUGGUUUGUAUUUGUAAUUUUUAAAAAUGUUUUCAUGUUUUAUAAUUGAUACAUCUCAAGGCCCUACACAUAAAAUUGAGAAGAUUCACCAGAAAUGGAUGUAAGUCUCACUUAUAUUUUAUGAAUAAAAUUAUCAAAUUGC